Diospyros lotus (date-plum) is the source of this 954-nucleotide messenger RNA. Its product is annotated as syntaxin-124-like. NCBI's taxonomy places the organism in Eukaryota, Viridiplantae, Streptophyta, Magnoliopsida, Ericales, Ebenaceae. Gene Ontology annotation, biological process: vesicle fusion; intracellular protein transport; exocytosis. Gene Ontology annotation, molecular function: SNAP receptor activity; SNARE binding. Gene Ontology annotation, cellular component: SNARE complex; plasma membrane; endomembrane system. The record is from RefSeq and is a predicted model, not a curated record. The coding region runs from base 1 to 954 and encodes 317 amino acids. The transcript has a single exon.
AUGAAUGAUCUUUUCUCGGGUUCCUUCAAGAAGUACCAGGACCUGAAGCGGCAGAUUCACAUUGAUGAUGUCGAAAGGGGUGACGGUGACGGCGACGGCGCCGGCGGUGUUGGCGGCAUGGGGAACGAGACUGUGGAUCUGGACAAGUUUUUUGAAGAUGUGGAGAAGGUGAAGGAGGACAUGAAGGAUGUGGAGAAGCUGUACAAGAGGCUACAGGAAUCAAACGAGGAGAGCAAGACAGUGCACAAUGCCAAGACCAUGAAGGAUCUCCGCUCCCGGAUGGAUUCGGACGUCACCCAAGUGCUGAAAAAGGUGAAGAUCAUCAAGGGCAAGAUCGAGGCCCUUGAUCGUUCCAACGCCGCCCAUCGGAGCAUUCCAGGUUGCGGUCCGGGCUCGUCGGCCGACCGAACAAGGACCUCGGUAGUUAGUGGAUUAGGGAAGAAACUCAAGGUGAUGAUGGACGAAUUCCAGUCGCUGAGGGCUAGGAUGACGGCCGAGUACAAGGAGACAGUGGAGAGGAGGUACUUCACCAUCACCGGGGAGAAGGCGAACGAGGACCUGAUCGAGAACCUGAUAUCGAGCGGCGAGAGCGAGACGUUCCUCCAAAAGGCCAUCCAGGAGCAGGGCCGCGGGCAAAUUCUUGACACCAUUUCUGAGAUCCAGGAACGGCACGACGCGGUGAAGGAGAUCGAGAAGAACCUGGUGGAGCUGCACCAGGUGUUCUUGGACAUGGCGGCGCUGGUGGAGGCGCAGGGGCAGCAGCUGAAUGACAUAGAGAGCCAUGUGGCCCAUGCCAGUUCCUUCGUUAGGCGGGGGACUGAGCACCUACAGGAAGCCAGAGAGUACCAGAAGGAGUCCAGGAAAUGGACUUGCAUCGCCAUCGCGCUCGGUGCUUGUGUGCUCAUCCUCAUUCUGCUCCCAGUUUUAUCCUCGGUUUUGGUCCAUGUACUGUAG